AUGCAGCUCCUGAAAGCGCUCUGGGCACUCGCCGGCGCCGCGCUCUGCUGUUUCCUCGUCCUGGUCAUCCACUCGCACUUCCUCAAAGAAGGUCAGCUGGCCGCCGGCACCUGUGAGAUUGUGACCCUGGACCGGGACAGCAGCCAGCCUCGGAGGACGAUUGCCCGACAGACGGCGCGCUGCGCAUGCAGGAAGGGACAGAUCGCUGGCACCACAAGGGCCCGGCCCGCCUGCGUGGACGCUCGCAUCAUCAAGACCAAGCAGUGGUGUGACAUGCUCCCGUGCCUGGAGGGAGAGGGCUGUGACCUGCUCAUCAACCGCUCCGGCUGGACCUGCACACAGCCCGGUGGGCGGAUCAAGACCACCACGCGGGAUCCCGCGGAGCAGCCUACAUGCAUCCAUACACCCCUUCUGCCUGUCUCAGCUUCUGAGAUCAAAAUGUGGAACCAGCCAGCCCGGGAAACUGAGGGGUCAUGUGAUGCUUGCAGUGGGCGGCAGCGUACUUGGCGGGACCAGUAG
Molecule: messenger RNA, 519 nt
Organism: Elephantulus edwardii (Cape elephant shrew)
Lineage: Eukaryota; Metazoa; Chordata; Mammalia; Macroscelidea; Macroscelididae
Product: protein FAM19A5-like
Exons: 4
Coding region: 1-519 (172 amino acids)
Biological process (GO): G protein-coupled receptor signaling pathway
Molecular function (GO): receptor ligand activity; G protein-coupled receptor binding
Source: RefSeq, a predicted model, not a curated record